Molecule: messenger RNA, 3667 nt
Organism: Pseudogymnoascus destructans
Lineage: Eukaryota; Fungi; Ascomycota; Leotiomycetes; Thelebolales; Thelebolaceae
Exons: 3
Coding region: 558-3335 (925 amino acids)
Biological process (GO): trehalose biosynthetic process
Cellular component (GO): alpha,alpha-trehalose-phosphate synthase complex (UDP-forming); cytosol
Molecular function (GO): catalytic activity
Source: RefSeq, a predicted model, not a curated record
GAACAGGGCCGAUGUAUGGUACUCCGUACAGUACUGUAACUUAAUUAGCGCAUAAUAUUCCGCACCCGCCACCAGUGCUACAGUGGGUUGCUCGCUCUGUUUCGCCGAGUGUCUAGUCUCCUCUUGGCCUUAGCGCGGGCCUGACGUCGGUUGAAAAAAGUGUCCCCUCCCAAAGCUCUCAGCCACUAAAUCUGAUAAUUAUAAUGGAUGAUGAUGUCUCAUCGAAUCCCGAAAGUGGAGAUUAUGACAGAAACAUAGGAAACCACCAGGAACCCUCUCUCAACUUCGGCAACCGAUCUAUUCGCACCUGCUUCAAAACGCGGGCUCGACUGUUCGAACAAAGACACACUGUCUUAGGAAUGUAACCAGCAGACCGGCCUUGCAGCAAGCCGCCGAACGCCCAACCGACAACUCCGUGCCUCAAAAGGUGCUCUUUACGACCACUACCUUCAAGUAUCUGGAUGAUCUUGCAGGAGUACUCUUUUAAGUACACGACAGACGAGCUGUCGCAUCACCAGCCACGCUGUCCUUGAUCUAAGCCGACAAAAGUUGCGACAAUGACCAUCUUCGUAGUUUCUCUUUUCCUCCCCCAUACCAUCAACUUCACUCUCCCCGCCCAGAGCGACACUGCGUCCCGCAGGAGCUCCAUCCGCCCUCAUGCUCCUGUCCACCCUCCAAUCCAAAUCGACACCUCUAAAGAUGCUCCCAGUCUGUUCGAUAAGCAGCAGCUUACGCCUCCUCAGUCUCCAACCAAGGAAGAUGGCGGAUACGAGAAGUUCUUUGCCCAGGAAUCAUCCACUGGGCGGAAACACUUUCCGAAGACGGUAGACCCUCGGUCUGUGGUUGCACCGAGUGACCCCCAUGCGCCCGAAUGGGGUACUGGAACCAGCUUUGUGCAGCCAAAGUCCAGGGCAAGCUCGCCACCACCAGCGUCGAUUUUGCAGCAUAAGAAGAGGCUGGUUGAGAAGGCAGCUGCUAUGAGACGCGCCAGCAUCCGGCACACAAACCAUUUGAACCGGAGCAACAGCCACGACAGCCACGACCGCAACUUCUCCGAAGCAACAUGGACGGUUGAGCCCGCGGACCAGGGAAAUGGUGGCUUGCGCAAUGCUGUCCAGGCAGCUGCGCGAAGUGGAAAGCAAGAGUUUAACUGGGUUGGAACUCUUGGCAUGCCCACUGAUGCGCUUGAGAAUACGCAACAAAAGCAAGAUAUUGACGAGGCGCUGGCUGCCGAAUACGACUGCCUCACUGUUUUCUGCAAAGAUAGCGAUUUUGAUGGUGCCUAUACCCACUACUGCAAGCAGAUCCUAUGGCCGGUGUUCCAUUACCAGAUUCCGGACAACCCAAAGAGCAAGACUUAUCAGGACCAUUCGUGGGUCUACUAUGUCAAGGUCAACGAGGCCUUUGCAGAUAAGAUUGUUAAGAACUGGAAGCGGGGUGAUGUGAUUUGGGUGCACGACUACCAUCUGCUCCUCGUUCCGGCCUUGGUGAGGAAGAAGCUUCCUGAUGCCAAAAUUGGCUUCUUCUUGCACGUGGCAUUCCCCUCAUCUGAAGUGUUCCGUUGUCUCGCAGUUCGAAAGGAGCUGCUGGAGGGGAUGCUGGGAGCAAACCUUAUUGCUUUCCAGAUCCACGAAUACUCUCGCCAUUUCUUGCAGACUUGCAGCCGUAUUUUAUGCGUUGAAGCUACGAACGAAGGUGUCCAGCUCGAGGAUCGUUUCGUCAAUGUUGUUAACUUGGCCAUUGGAAUCGACCCAGUGGCCUUGAGUGUGCAUCGCGAGGAUGCGGAGGUCGCAGAAUGGUUGAAAACUAUGCAAGAGCGAUAUAGGGGAAAGAAGCUCAUUGUCGCAAGAGACAAGCUUGAUCACGUCCGGGGAGUAAGGCCUAAGCUCCUGGCGUAUGAGCUGUUUUUGAACAAAUACCCCGAAUGGAGAGAUCGUGUUGUCAUGAUCCAGGUGGCUACCUCAACCACUGAGCAAGCUGAACUGGAUGCUACCGUUUCUGAUAUUGUCACGCGUGUCAACUCGUCGUGGGCAAAUCUCGCCUAUCAGCCCCUUGUAUACUUGAAGCAGGACAUCAGCUACGCGCAAUACCUUGCACUGCUAACUGUUGCGGACGCGCUUAUGAUUGCCAGCCAGCGUGAGGGCAUGAACUUAACCAGCCACGAGUACCUCUUCUGCCAGGAUGGCAAGUUCGAAGGCCACAACAAAUACGGAUCUCUCAUUUUGAGCGAAUUUACUGGAAGUGCCUCUAUUUUCGGCGGCUAUGAUCUUUCUAUCAACCCCUGGGACUACCGCCAGUGUGCGGAGGCCAUCAAGACAGCUCUUGAGAUGGAACCCUCGGAAAAGGAGAGACGAUGGACAAACCUGUACAAGGCUGUAAUGCACGAGACGGCCGACCACUGGUUCAAUGCGUUUAUUAACAAGUUAGACGAAGUCUAUGAGGAACAGCACAGACGGGACACAACCUCGGUUCCCCGCCUGUCCAUCCCUGGUUUAAGCUCCCAAUACCAGUCAUCAGGCCGUCGCCUUUUCAUCCUUGACUACGAGGGAACUCUGGCAGUUUGGGGUUCUCCCAGCAACAUCAUCUUGACCAGCCCACAGCGAACAAUCGACGCACUGAACGAUCUUCUCCAAGAUGAGAGGAACAUGGUCUACGUCAUGAGCGGCCGCAAGCCCGAGGAGCUCGAUACUCUAUUCAAGCGCGUGCCGAACCUUGGCCUGAUUGCCGAAAACGGUGCAUUCCUCCGCGAAUUUGGAAAGACGGAAUGGAAAGAGAUGUCUGAUCCGGAUGAAAUGAACGCUUGGAAGGAGUCUGUUAUUGGAAUCAUGAACUACUACAAGGACAGAACUCCAGGCAGCUGGGUGGAGACACGCCAUUGCUCGCUCAUCUUCCACUACAAGAAUGCCGAGGACUUCGAAACCGCCUCUCGUCAGGCUGGAGACUGUGCCGGCCAUAUUAACGACGCAUGCGAGGACCAGCACGUCCAUGCCAUUCCCGUUGAGGGAGCCGUUAUUGUCGAGUCUAUGAAGUGGACGAAGCGUACUGCUGCCGAGAUUAUCUUCAAGAACAUUAAGGAUGGCAUGGAAUCAGCCCGGAAGGGCAAAUACCCCGUGGAUUUCUUAUUGGUGGUUGGUGAUGGACGUGAAGAUGAAGUGGUCUUCAGAUGGGCGAAUGAAAUAGAGGAAAAGGGCGAGGUUCCGUACGUUACGACUGUCAGCUUGGGAAGCCGUAACACGGAGGCUAUGAAAACGCUGACGCAGGGAGUUACUGGUGUUCUCACUGUUCUCCAGAAACUGGCAGCUAAUUUAAUGUGCGAUACCGUCUCGAGUGACUAAUCACUCGCACGGGAUACUUUCUCUUCUUGAAUGGAAGGAUUUAUUAGCAGUGGGCGAAUUUUGUACGAGGCAGAUAGGUGAAUUGGACACUCCUUGAAUAUCGAAUGGGAAUAUCACAACACACAACAACGGAGGGGGUUACGGAGUAUGAAGAUGGAUGGAAUGCACAAGGCGUACUCUGGAGGAAGGUAAAUAAAACAGGAUAAACGACAAAGGGCUCGCAGGAGUCAGAAAAAGGACACUAUUGUGUAUGAUGAGUUGGGAUACGGCCGAAGCACUAUACAUAAAGCGUUUUUUUUUUUUUUUUUUUUUUUUUUUCAUUUAUCUAGGCC